Molecule: messenger RNA, 2379 nt
Organism: Peronospora matthiolae
Lineage: Eukaryota; Oomycota; Peronosporomycetes; Peronosporales; Peronosporaceae
Source: the annotation of a GenBank genome assembly
AUGGCCUCUACACAGUCGUUCGGCAAUGCCCAAGCUGGUGCCGGUAUCGACAUGAGCUCAGGAGGCAUUGGUAUGUCCAAUUACGAUGAAGAAAAAGCGAAAUGUGCCGCUUUCCUGCUAAAUUUCACGUCGAACCUGGAUGAGCCCGCGCUGGGCCCCAAGUACGUGCGGAUGAUGCAAGAGGUGGCGAAUCGAGAACGGACGUCUAUCGCCAUUUCGUUGGACGACAUGCAAAUUUUCGAAAAAGACGACGCGACGUUCGUGACGCGCAUCGUCCGUAACGCCCGACGAUACAUUUCGCUCUUCUCGGACGCAGUGGACGAGAAUCUGCCACCUCCGACUCGCGAUAUCUCGGACUUUCAAGACGUGCUGGAUGUGCUACGACUGACUCGAGCGCAGGAAAUGGCUCAAGAUCUUCAGACCACUGACAGUGAAGGAGACGGCAGCCACGCGACGGCUUUAAAUGCUGCACACGUGUUCCCGCCUGCUCUGAUGCGGCGUUUCGAGGUGCAUUUGGUUCCUGGUGUCAAGCUGAAAGCUGUGCCGAUCCGGGAAGUCAAAGCAGCCAAAGUUGGAGCUCUUGUGCGCAUCAAGGGAAUGGUGACGCGAGUAUCGACUGUGAAGCCGCUGUUGACAGUGGCGACGUACACGUGUGAAGCUUGUGCUUACGAAGUGUAUCAGGAAGUCAAGGCGCGGCAGUUUAACCCACUGACACAAUGUCCAAGUGAACGCUGUCAAACGAACAGAGCGCAGGGUCGUUUGAUCAUGCAAACGAAAGCCUGUAAGUUCGACAAGUACCAGGAAGUCAAGUUCCAGGAACUCCCGGAUCAGGUGCCAAUGGGACACAUCCCUCGAUCACUUACAGUGUAUCUGCGAGGCGAGCUCACGCGAACGUGCGAGCCGGGCGCUCUGGUCACAAUCUGCGGUGUAUUCUUGCCGUUACCGUACUCAGCUCAAAGGCAAAUGCAAAUGGGCCUCGUUACAGAAACGUAUUUGGAGGCAACUGAUGUGGUGAAUCACAAGAAGCGAUACUCGGCUAUGGAAUCGUCAGAGGCAAUGGAGAGUGCCGUCCUGCGAUUGCAGGAAGGCGCUGAGAAUGUCUACGAGGUGCUGUCACAGUCACUGGCACCAGAAAUAUACGGUCACGAAGACGUGAAGAAGGCGCUCUUGUUGUUACUUAUUGGCGGCGUGACAAAGCGUAUGGAUGAGGGUAUGAGGCUACGUGGCGAUCUAAAUGUGUUGCUCAUGGGCGAUCCUGGUGUAGCGAAGUCUCAGCUGUUGAAGCACAUUGCUAUCGUCGCUCCCCGAGGCAUUUACACGACAGGAAAAGGUAGUUCUGGUGUUGGUUUGACGGCUGCAGUGGUGCGCGACGCAACGACAAAGGAGAUGACACUUGAGGGUGGUGCACUUGUCUUGGCGGAUAUGGGAGUUUGCUGUAUCGACGAAUUCGAUAAGAUGGAGGAAGGUGAUCGCACAGCUAUUCACGAGGUGAUGGAGCAGCAGACCGUCAGUAUUGCCAAGGCAGGCAUUACGACGACGCUGAAUGCGCGCACUUCCGUGCUUGCAGCUGCAAAUCCGAUAUACGGUCGAUACAACAAGAAGCUCAGCGCCUCGCAGAACAUCAACCUCCCGAACGCGCUGUUGUCUCGCUUCGACCUCUUGUUCUUGUUACUGGACAUUGCCAAUUACGAAAAGGAUGAAGCACUUGCGCGCCACGUCACGUACGUCCACCGCUUCUCCCGCAACCCCGAGAUGAAGUUUGAGCCUGUGCGACCGGAGGUGUUGCGCUACUUUAUUGCAAUUGCCAAGCAAUACCAGCCCAGCAUUCCCGAGCAUCUUUGUGGCUAUAUUGUUGAAGCAUAUGUCACACUACGUCAGCAGGAUGCGAACGAGCAUGCUCGUGAACGACAGCAACAGCAAUUUCGUCAACAGCAUUACGGCAACGGUGGUGCGAAUGAUGCACAGACGGCCAUGACGGCCCGUCAGCUGCUGAGUAUUUUGCGACUUUCGCAGGCACUUGCACGACUGCGCUUUUCCACGGAAGUGAUUCACCAAGAUGUCGAUGAGGCCAUUCGACUGGUAUACGUGUCCAAGUCGUCGUUAUCCGAGCAAGAUGACGCUAAUGGCACUGGACAUAAUGGCAAGACGGGCACAAACAGCCGAAGUAGUGGGUCUACUGAUGCCACGUCCAAGAUCUUUCGUUUGCUACUCGAAUUCGCCACGGAUCGCAACCUCAAAGUUCUCGUCAUGAGUGAUGUGGAGCCGGUUGUUCUGCGCAAGGGCUUUACUUCGCAGCAACUGAAUGCCUGCAUUGAUUUCUACCAGGAGUUGGAGGUGAUGCAAUUGUCUUGCAACGGCACGCGGCUCACUCUCAUCUAG